AUGGCUGAUAUUUUGCGCCGACUGAAUAAGCCAAACUGGGGCCCACUCAUGAAAGCUAGUGCCAGACGUUUACAUAUUUCGGCAGCGCAAUUUUCUUCACCGUUCGUGAAAGCACAAAAAAAAAUGGAUCCUGAAAUUGCUAAAUUGCGAGAAGAGAGGAAAAGACGAAAACUCAAGAAAGAAAUCAAACUUCUAGAAAGCUUCGGCAAGAAACCGAAACCUGUGGAGGAAUACAUUUUUGAUAAAAAGUAUGAGGCAAAUAUUAACGAACGAAUACGCCCUGCUAUUAGAUUAAAUGAAGAUGAGGAGGAUGAACGUAUGGUUCUGGAAAUGGAAUACAAACAUUAUCUUAAUAAAUUAGCAGUUAUGGAUACACGUUGGAUUACGGAAAGUAUUCGGAAACAAGAAAAUGCUUUGCAGAAACUCAAGAUGCUAUCGCCCGAAUUGUACAAAGCUGCUCUUGAACCUGACGAAUGUUUUUUGCAAAGCUUCAUUUAUCGAGGCCCAACAUUGACCCCCCCGUUGGAAUCAUAUGACCCACCUGAUGGGCAUUAUAUCGAUGUCAGCAAAAAGUGGUUGUGUUAA
Messenger RNA from Cercopithifilaria johnstoni, 585 nucleotides. NCBI's taxonomy places the organism in Eukaryota, Metazoa, Nematoda, Chromadorea, Rhabditida, Onchocercidae. The record is from the annotation of a GenBank genome assembly.